UGAAAACAACUCUUUUUCACAACUUAUCCGAUCACCUCCCUGUAACAUUUAUACAUUAAUGAAAAGUAUGCACCGACGACGAGAUUAAAACCCUGUCUUAGCUUGCAUAUCUCCUAAAAUAAAUAUAAUAGGAAAAAAAGCGCUGUUUUUUGCGUUCUUGCAUGUCACACUGAACAAGCGUCAGCAUCAGUAUACUGUUAUGGCGACUGCUCCAAUGAAACUACACUAUGCGAAUCUCCAGGCUAAAACGUAAAUAUACGUGUUUAGUUCAUAAAUAUAUUUCUGUUACACUUAAUCAAGGAGGCAAAUCCUUAUUCAUAAACAAUGGGAUUGGUAAUAGUAAACGUGCUACAUGUUUACUUGGAAACGUGCUUAGCGGCGGUUUACUGGACUAUUUUGUGUAUGUUGAAAAUAUCCAUCACAUUACAAUGUAAACCUUUUUACAUGUUUGCUAUAAUAAACACAAAAGAUGCUUUUGUUAAAUGUAGCACAAAUUUGUUUUAAACGAAAGACUUGUUUUAGUGUAAUAACAAAAUACUGAAUAUCCCGCUGCCAGUUCCCUACCUUUGGAUAGUUUUGCACACUCAGUAUAAGACGUUUCAGAUAGGUUGCUAAUUUUCUAUCUCCCAUGAUUUCUACAAGACUUUUUGUUAUCUUUACAGAGAAUGAAAUGUAGUCGUGGACAUAUCUGCAGAAACGGAGAGUGCAUCCCUAAUGAGUGUACACAUAACGGAAAAACCUAUGCCGUGGGAAUGCAUUUCCCCAGGGGUGAUGGCUGCAAUUCCUGUUUCUGUGACGCUCCAAACAGCGUGGCUUGCACGGAGGCUUAUUGUCCUCAUUGCCAAUACAACGGUAACAUUUACAAGCCAGGGGAUAGUUUUAACUCUACAGAUGGAUGCAACACGUGUUCGUGCUCAGAAAGCGGACAAGUGGCCUGCACGGAGAAGGCUUGUCUACCAGAUCAAAAUGCAGGUUGCCCGGCGGAUAAGCCUUUUACAGAGUGUCCCUACGAUCCAUGUAUAGCGGCUCUGUGCGUCACAGGAACCAGAUGUGUUGCUGAUCAGUGUGGGGGUUGCUUUGCGAGGUGUUUACCUCUGGAAACUAAGCAGUGUUCAGUGGACGGAAAAACUUACAACGUUGGGGACGACUUCCCGUCAUCGGACGGCUGUAACACGUGUACCUGUAGCGCCUCCGGAUUUCCCAUCUGCACAUUGCGUGCAUGCUUACCACCAAAGCAGUGCACUGCAGACAAUGGAAAGACCUACAACGUUGGGGACACAUUUCCAGCAUCGGACGGCUGCAACACGUGCACGUGUACGGAAUCCGGCGUUCCCGUCUGCACACUGAAGGCCUGUCACGUGUGCCCUCUGUACAAAUGUAAAGCUUGUACCACUGGAUAUGUGAUCGAUGAGAACGGCUGUCAGACGUGUCAGUGCAAAGAUCCCACAUGCGAGGGAGUGACGUGUGCCAAGGGGUCAUUCUGCUCCAACUCUUAUUGUUGUCCCGAUAAGGUUAAAGUCAUGCGGUGUACUGACCCCUGUGCAAAUAAAUACUGCGGGAUCUUCAAAGUGUGCAAGCGAUACUGCAACUGUUACGCUGACUGUGUCUGGUGGUUCCUGGCCCAGUAGUCUCCCCUGGAGUCGGUGAAAAGCGGGACACACAUUUACUGUCGGGCUACAUCUACUCUACUAUCAAGAGUUUAAUCCAAUGACCGUUUAAGACAAUUCAGGAAUAUUUUCUUUUCAUUGUUAACUUAUUUUUUUAACCUUAUGUUAUUUUCCCCAGUAAAGAUGCUACAGUACAUUAUCUCUAGUGGUGAUAUAAGACAAUAUUUCAUCAGAAAUGUAUGAGACUUUGUGCGCAGAAACAUAAUGUAAUGUUUAUAUAAACUCAGUCUUUACGCGCCUAAGGGUCCCUCUUUAUGGAUUCGUUUCGCAAUGUGUUGAUUGAAAGGUUUUAAAAACCAACAUACAGUGACACACUGAGCCACAAUUCUCCAUAUGUGAUGUGACACAAGUUACAACAUUAUAUUCGUGGGUAUAUUUGCCUAUCGAAUCUUGUAUUCCUAAAACAUAAUUCGCUAGCUCCACAUAAUUGUAUAUAUAUAUGAGGCACUAAGUACAUAGUGAGAAGUCAGUAUGUAAUUAAUAACUAACAGCAUCAAAAAAAUACUCAGUUCAUUGUAAGAAAUCUAAAACUAUCUUUUCUAAACUUUUGUAAACUGGUUAUUACUACAACUUUGUUUAGGAGGAUGUAGCUGAUAAAUACACUUGGGUAUGUGACCGAAGUAUUUUUGUACAUUUUCACUUAUGUCUUUGUUUUUCAAUUUUCUGGUACAUAUAUCAUAUUACGUUAACUUUUUUCCCCUCUGGACUUGUUUCUGAAUUGUUUUAUAUGUACCUGGUUUAUGGUUGAUAAACUGCAUUC
This is a messenger RNA of Liolophura sinensis, 2427 nucleotides long. Its product is annotated as kielin/chordin-like protein. Bases 666 to 1628 code for a protein of 320 amino acids. The record is from RefSeq and is a predicted model, not a curated record. NCBI's taxonomy places the organism in Eukaryota, Metazoa, Mollusca, Polyplacophora, Chitonida, Chitonidae. The transcript is spliced from 10 exons. Gene Ontology annotation, molecular function: peptidase inhibitor activity; protein binding.